Coregonus sp. 'balchen' is the source of this 11656-nucleotide messenger RNA. The record is from the annotation of a GenBank genome assembly. Lineage: Eukaryota; Metazoa; Chordata; Actinopteri; Salmoniformes; Salmonidae.
AUGUUGACCCAGAUGGCUUAUAGACGGGGGCAGGGACGGGCAGCAUGGUCCCAGCCUCAGAGAAGAGGACAGGAGUAUUCAGGUAAAGCUGUAUAUUAAGACACACAUCUUGAUAUAGGAGGACAAUCUACUGAACGUGGCCCUACACUCAUGAUAACCAUCCUUCCCAAUCUCUCACUUCUGCAUCUAUAUACCCCAGUGUUUGACUUGGGCAGGAGCUCACCGGAGCGGAGUACCGGCACCUCACAUGUUCUACUGCUUGAGCUCCUGUUCCUUUUACAGAAUAUUAGCUCAGAAGUAUUGUGGAGCUCCUGCACCUAAAUAUAAUCAGUACUGGCACCCAAAAUGAGUACCGGAACCUAUUUCAGUCCAAGUCCAGCACUGUAUAUACCUCUUUCCUUCCUGUCUUACCUCUACCUCCCUAUCUACCUCACUCCACUCAUACCACCAUCCAACCCCCCUCUCCCUCUCCCUCUCUCUCUCUCUCCCCCUCCCUCUCUCUCUCUCCCUCCCUCUCUCUCUCCCCAGACCUCCAGGACACAUACCUCCUCCAUGGGGAGCCUAGCCCACCUCUCAGUGACCUGUCUCUCCAUGCCUCCUGGUGGACCGGCAGGGACGAGCACAAUGAGAUCGGGGUAAGCUAGUGUGUGUGUGCUUAACAAAGAAACAUUUGUGUGGGUUUGAGAGUCAGUCAGGUGAGAAUGAGAGCGCUAGAAUAGUGGGUUUGUGUGUGUUAACAACUUCUGUCUUUUCUUCUCAGGAGCAACUGUCUGAGCGAUACCAGCACGUUGCCAGACUACAGGAUGCACUGAGGCGAGAGAGGGAGAAGGUGUGUGUAAUGUAUCAUGAGUUUGAUGGAAAAUAUUGACGAUGUUGAUGAAUAACCUUUUCCCCCUCAUCUCUUUCAACCCCGCACGCACCCACACGUUCUGAAGGGUUCCAGCCUGCAGUCUCGGUGUAGCCAGCAGGGGUCAGAGUUGAGGCGUAAAGAGCAGCACAGCGCCAGACUGAAGGAGAGACUAAGCCAACUCACAGAGAGACACAGAGAGAGAGGCGCCUGUAAGGAUGUCUGUCUAACCCUCUCUCACUUAAUGUGCCCUCUCACAUUCUAUAUCACUCCAUCUUUCUAACUUUCUCCCAGUCUUACACACACACACCAUUCUAUCACUCGCCUUCUACCUACCUAAGUCACUCUCUUACCCAUUCUGUUUGUGUUACACACACACACUGUCUCACUCUCUCUCAACUCUCUCUCUUCCUCUCCUCCUUUCUCUCGGUCUCUCUCUUUCUCUCAAUGUAAUUUCAAUUUAAAGGGCUUUAUUGGCAUGGGAAACAUAUGUUACAUUGCCAAAGCAAGUGAAAUGGAUAAUAAACAAAAGUGAAAUAAACAAAACAUUAACAGUAAACAUUAUUCAAAUGUCAUAUUAUGGAAAUAGUUAAAGUGCAAAAAGGAAAAUAAAUAAACAUAAAUAUAGGUUGUAUUUAAAAUUGGUGUUUGUUCUUCACUGGUUGCCCUUUUCUUGUGGCAACAGGUCACAACUAUUGCUGCUGUGAUGGCACACUGUGGUAUUUCACCCAAUAGAUAGGGGAGUUUAUCCAAAUUGGAUUUGUUUUCAAAUUAUUUGUGGGUCUGUGUAAUCUGAGGGAAGUCUGUGUCUCUAAUAUGGUCAUACAUUUGGCAGGAAGUUGGGAAGUGCAGCUCAGUUUCCAUCUCAUUUUGUGGGCAGUGUGCACAUAGCCUGUCUUCUCUUGAGAGCCAGGUCUGCCUACGGUGGCCUUUCUCAAUAGCAAGGCUAUGCUCACUGAGUCUGUACAUAAUCAAAGAUUUCCUUAAUUUUGGGUCAGUCACAGUGGUCAGGUAUUCUGCCACUGUGUACUCUCUGUUCAGGGCCAAAUAGCAUUCUAGUUUGCUCUGUUUUUUUGUAAAUUAUUUCUAAUGUGUCAAGUAAUUCUCUUUUUGUUUUGUCAUGAUUUGGUUCGGUCUAAUUGUGUUGUUGUCCUGGGGCUGUGUGGGGUCUGUUUGUGUUUGUGAACAGAGCCCCAGAACCAGCUUGCUUAGGGGACUCUUCUCCAGGUUCAUCACUCUGUAGGUGAUGACUUUGUUAUAGAAGGUUUGGGAAUCGCUUCCUUUUAGGUGGUUGUAGAAUUUAACGGCUCUUUUCUUGAUUUUGAUCAUUAGCGGGUAUCGGCCAAAAUCUGCUCUCCAUGUAUUAUUUCGUGUUUUGCGUUGUACACAGAGGAUAUUUCUGCAGAAUUCUGCAUGCAGAGUCUCAAUUUGUUUUUUUCUCUCUCUCUGUCUCUCUCCUCCUACUUUCUCUCUCUCUCUCUCUGUGUCUCUCUCCUCCUCCUUUCUCUCUCUCGCUCUCUCUCUCUCUGUGUCUCUCUCCCUCCUCCUUUCUCUGUGUCUCUCUCUCUGUGUCUCUCUCUCUGUGUCUCUCUCCCUCCUCCUUUCUCUCUCUCUGUAGCCAUGGAACUGUUGAACCCAGUGCCCAGAGGCCAGGUGAAGAGAGACCGACCAGCCAGGACCAACGGAAGGUAGGAGGCUGCGUCCCAAAUGGCGCCCUGUUCCCUUUAUAGUGCACUACUUUUGACCAGGACCCAUAGUUGACCACUGGGGCUGUAGACUCCGGUUGUCCCCAAAUCGGACCCCAGAGGUCACCUAUUCUGAUCCAGGAGAUUGAGACGCAGGCUUUUGUUCCAGCCUAGCACUAAUGUACCUGAUUUUAAUGUACCCCAGGAAGGAGGAGGCGGCGCUACGUGUGAUGCUGGAGCGGCGAGAGGCGGAGUUAAGGGAGGCCAUGAAGCUCCGACACAAACUCACCACUCUACUGCACGCGCUCAGAGCAGACAUGGAACGGGUUAGACGGCUCCUAUAGCUCAGAGCAGACAUGGAACGGGUUAGACAGCUCCUAUAGCUCAGAGCAGACAUGGAGCAGGUUAGACAGCUCCUAUAGCUCAGAGCAGACAUGGAACGGGUUAGACAGCUCCUAUAGCUCAGAGCAGACAUGGAGCAGGUUAGACGGCUCCUAUAGCUCAGAGCAGACAUGGAGCAGGUUAGACAGCUCCUAUAGCUCAGAGCAGACAUGGAGCAGGUUAGACAGCUCCUAUAGCUCAGAGCAGACAUGGAACGGGUUAGACAGCUCCUAUAGCUCAGAGCAGACAUGGAACGGGUUAGACAGCUCCUAUAGCUCAGAGCAGACAUGGAGCAGGUUAGACGGCUCCUAUAGCUCAGAGCAGACAUGGAGCAGGUUAGACAGCUCCUAUAGCUCAGAGCAGACAUGGAACGGGUUAGACAGCUCCUAUAGCUCAGAGCAGAUAUGGAGCAGGUUAGACGGCUCCUAUAGCUCAGAGCAGACAUGGAGCAGGUUAGACGGCUCCUAUAGCUCAGAGCAGACAUGGAACGGGUUAUACGGCUCCUAUAGCUCAGAGCAGACAUGGAGCAGGUUAGACGGCUCCUAUAGCUCAGAGCAGACAUGGAACGGGUUAGACAGCUCCUAUAGCUCAGAGCAGACAUGGAACGGGUUAUACGGCUCCUAUAGCUCAGAGCAGACAUGGAACAGGUUAUACGGCUCCUAUAGCUCAGAGCAGACAUGGAGCAGGUUAGACAGCUCCUAUAGCUCAGAGCAGACAUGGAGCAGGUUAGACGGCUCCUAUAGCUCAGAGCAGACAUGGAGCAGGUUAGACGGCUCCUAUAGCUCAGAGGUGAAAGUGGCCCUAGACGCUGUUUUGCAUUUUCCCCACUAAUGGUAAAGGUUGUGAUUGGGGGAGGGGAUGCUGGUCCUAGGUUUGUACCUAGGGGAAACUUCCCUCCCGGUGUGUUUCCUGGUCCUGGGGAGUGGUCUCCACCAAAGGGGGGGCCUUAGCACUAACACAAUUGGUUCAACUUCCGGUCCCCAGGGCCAGGAUUGGGAAACACUGCCCUAGCCCCUACAGCCCUUCCUAGUGCACAGAUCUGAGAGGAAUAGAUGGGUGAAAGCAGUACAGCAAAAGCAACAACUUAUUAACCCUUGUAUUAAGUCCCUUCAGAUCUGUAACCAUUCAAUGAGUAGGGUCUUGGGGCUGGAGUAACGGCGCUAUGGAUGGGAACUGGAACUUGGGCACGGUCAGCAGGACACAAUGUUUUGGAACGUUCAGAUAGAAAUAUGUUAUGUAGAACUAACAUGCCUUUCCGACAUGUAGAAAUAUGGAAUAAUGUAAAGUCUAUUUAUGGCAUUUCUAUCUGCAAUAUUCAGCAACGUUUGGCAACUGGACCCAACACUGGGUAUGGUUGCGAGAGAGAGGAUUGAGCUGAUUGGCUGAAAGCUACUACUUUGUAACUUUUCCCCCAGACCUUAUUGGACACUGUAGGUGACCAGGAAGAGGACCCUAAUGACGACAAGAUGCUGGUCCAAUCAGAGGAGUCCCUGGGCGACCAUGUGACAGGGGGUGUGGUCCAUGGAUGGAAGGGUGUGCAGAGGAGACUAGGGAACCUCCUGAGUCAGGGUGAGGGGGGGAUGAGGCACGAAAUGGCACCAUAUUCCCUAUGUAGUGCACUACUUUUGACCAUAGGGCCAUUUCGGACGCACACAGCAACUAGUAGGAGAUUAACAUGAAUUUGUUUAUGAAUAAAACAAUGUUACUACAGGGGUUUGACAGUGUGUGUGUGUUUAGGUCACGUGGCUGUGGGGACUGACCAGGAUAAGCUCUUGGCUCAGCUAGAGACAGAGUUGGAUCAGAGUCAACAGCUGGUCAAACUGCAGCAGCAUCUACUACAGGUGGACUACACACACUACAAUGUUACAGCUCGUUGCUAAAGAAACCGACACACUACAAUGUUACAGCUCGUUGCUAAAGAAACCGACACACUACAAUGUUACAGCUCGUUGCUAAAGAAACCGACACACUACAAUGCUACAGCUCGUUACUAAAGAAACCGACACACACUACAAUGUUAUGGCUCGUUACUAAAGAAACCUACCCACACUACAAUGUUAUGGCUCGUUACUAAAGAAACCUACCCACAUUACAAUGUUAUGGCUCGUUACUAAAGAAACCAACACACUACAAUGUUACGGAUCAUUACUAAAGAAACCGACACACACUACAAUGUUACGGCUCAUUACUAAAGAAACCGACACACACUACAAUGUUAUGGCUCGUUACUAAAGAAACCGACACACUACAAUGUUACGGCUCAUUACUAAAGAAACCAACCCACAUUACAAUGUUACAGCUCGUUACUAAAGAAACCGACACACACUGGGGCUCAUAGAAACACAAGUAUGUGACCAGCUGGGUUCAAACCCGUGCACCACAAGAAUGUUAACCCGCUGAGCUAGUCUAUGCAUUAACUUUGGCAGCUAAGGCAAGCUUUGACAUUUCGGACGGUUACUUGCUCAUCUCUCUCCCCCUUCUCUCUCUCCCCCUUCUCUCACUUUCUCCUCUCCUCCAUCUCUACCUACUUUCCCUCCCCUUUUCUCCAUGUCAUCCUCCUCCCCUCCUCUCCCCAGGACAGUGUGAUCACUCCGGUCCCGGCCGCUCUGACAGACUGCUACUUCCUGGAAGAGUGGGAGCGGCUUCAGGACCGCUGGGCGGAGCUAGAACUCCAGAAGCGGAGCUUCCAGAGGGAGAGACGGGCCUUCACCGACGCCGCCAUCCGAUUGGGCCACGAGGUGAGGGACCGGAAGGGAGAGCCACAAAGGAGGGGGGGGGAGGGAGUGAAAACAGGCUCCUUGGAUUGAAAGAUUAAAGGAAUGGGUGGUUAGUGAAGUGUUGUUAGACUGUGGUUAUUUUAUUAUGUAUUUACAGUGUGUGUCUGCAUGUGCAGAGGUGUGAGUUUGAGCAGCAGAGGGCCUGUGUGGUGAAGCAGCAGUAUCUGUUUGACUGUCCGUUGUGGAAGACGUUGCAGCGUCACAACAGCAGAGAGAGCACCGUCCUCAGUGAGUCAGCAUAUAUCAUGUUAUACACAUACACGACAUGACCAAAACUAUGUGGACACCUGCUCGUCCAACAUCUCAUUCCAAAAUCAUGGGCAUUAAUAUGGAGUUGGUCCCCCCUUUGCUGCUAUAACAGCCUCCACUCUUCUGGGAAGGCUUUCCACUAGAUGUUGGAACAUUGCUGCAGGGGCUUCCUUCCAUUCAGCCACAAGAGCAUUAGUGAGGUCGGGCACUGAUGUUGGGCGAUUAGGCCUGGCUCACAGUCGGCGUUCCAAUUCAUCCCAAAGGUGUUUGAUGGGGUUGAGGUCAGGGCUCUGUGCAGGCCAGUCAAGUUCUUCCACACCGAUCUCGACAAACCAUUUCUGUAUGGACCUGGCUUUGUGCACAGGGGAAUUGUCAUGCUGAAACAGGAAAGGGCCUUCCCCAAACUGUUGCCACAAAGUUGGAAGCACAGAAUCGUCUAGAGCAGGGGUAUUCAACUACUAUUUGAGAAGGUCCAGUGACACAAAUUUCCAAGGUGGCAAAGAUCCGGAUGGAUAUUGUCCUUUAUCGGCACUGUGGUACAGCGUAGUAACAAACAUAGUCGUCUACAACUUAGUUGAUAUAUCAAAUGUAAUUAAUUCAAAUUCUUAGUCUCAUUUAAUAUACAACUUGUUUCGAAUGUAAACAUGUGCAACAUUGCAUCAACAUUUCUGAAGAACAAAAGUGGUUGCAUAACUGUCUGUGCAAAAAGUGCACUGUGAACCAUUUGUACAUGGGCCUUGAAUAAAAAAAUAAAGUAUUUUAUUAAAAUAAAGUGCAUGUUUUCUGAAGAACAAAGGAGAGUUGAACAAAAAUAAUAAUCUGAAUGCACAGAACGUCACUGUGGGCCAUGCAAUAUUCAUAUAUAAGUCACUCUGGUCCUUGCCCUGCAUUAAUGAGAGAAAUUACACUUUCUGUCUCCUGCCAAUGCUGUGAACUUUGGCACAAUUGGUGUGAGAGCAACUCUGAGACACUGGUGCAGGUGUUCAUUGGUGAGCCUGGUGUGGUAUUUGUUUUUAAUAAAGUUAAUUGUGGAGAAGGCUGUUUCACAGCUGUAUGUGGAGCCAAACAUAGUCAGGAUGUCUAGUGUUACUCUUGACCCUGAUCUCUCUUUUGACGAACAUAUCAAGACUGUUUCAAGGACAGCUUUUUUCCAUCUACGUAACAUUGCAAAAAUCAGAAAUUUUCUGUCCAAAAAUGAUGCAGAAAAAUUAAUCCAUGCAUUUGUUACUUCUAGGUUAGACUACUGCAAUGCUCUAUUUUCCGGCUACCCGGAUAAAGCACUAAAUAAACUUCAGUUAGUGCUAAAUACGGCUGCUAGAAUCCUGACUAGAACCAAGAAAUUUGAUCAUAUUACUCCAGUGCUAGCUUCCCUACACUGGCUUCCUGUUAAGGCAAGGGCUGAUUUCAAGGUUUUACUGUUAACCUAUAAAGCGUUACAUGGGCUUGCUCCUACCUAUCUUUCCGAGUUGGUCCUGCCGUACAUACCAAUACGUACGCUACGGUCACAAGACGCAGGCCUCCUAAUUGUCCCUAGAAUUUCUAAGCAAACAGCGGGAGGCAGGGCUUUCUCCUAUAGAUCUCUAUUUUUAUGGAACAGUCUGCCUACCCAUGUGAGAGACGCAGACUCGGUCUCAACCUUUAAGUCUUUACUGAAGACUUAUCUCUUCAGUAGGUCAUAUGAUUGAGUGUAGUCUGGCCCAGGAGUGUGAAGGUGAACGGAAAGGCUGGAGCAACGAACAGCCCUUGCUGUCUCUGCCGGGCCGGUUCCCCUCUCCACUGGGGUUCUCUGCCUCUAACCCUGUUGCAGGGGCUGAGUCACUGGCUUGCUGGUGCUCUUUCAUGCCGUCCCUGGGAGGGGUGCGUCACUUGAGUGGGUUGAGUUACUGACGUGAUCUUCCUGUCUGGGUUGGCGCCCCCCCCUUGGUUUGUGCUGUGGUGGAGACCUCUGUGGGCUAUACUCGGCCUUGUCUCAGGAUUGUAAGUUGGUGGUUGGGGAUAUCCCUCUAGUGGUGCGGGGGCUGUGCUUUGGCGGAGUGGGUGGGGUUAUAUCCUUCCUGUUUGGCCCUGUCCGGGGGUUUCUUCGGAUGGGGCCACAGUGUCUCCGGACCGCUCCUGUCUCAGCCUCCAGUAUUUAUGCUGCAGUAGUUUAUGUGUCGGGGGGCUGGGGUUAGUUGGUUAUACCUGGAGUACUUCUCCUGUCUUAUCCAGUGUCCUGUGUGAAUUUAAGUAUGCUCUCUCUAAUUCUCUCGUUCUCUCUUUCUCUCUGAGAACCUGAGCCCUAGGACCAUACGUCAGGACUACCGGGCAUGAUGACACCUUGCUGUCCCCAGUCCGCCUGGCCUUGCUGCUAUUCCAGUUUCAACUGUUCUGCCUGCGGCUACGAAACCCCUACCUGUCCCAGACCUGCUGUUUUCAACUCUUAAUGAUCGGCUAUGAAAAGCCAACUGAGAGACCUGAGCCCUAGGACCAUACGUCGGGACUACCGGCCGUGGUGACUCCUUGCUGUCCCCAGUCCGCCUGGCCUUGCUGCUAUUCCAGUUUCAACUGUUCUGCCUGCGGUUAUGGAACCCCUACCUGUCCCAGACCUGCUGUUUUCAACUCUUAAUGAUCGGCUAUGAAAAGCCAACUGAGAUUUAUUCCUGAUUAUUAUUUGACCAUGCUUGUCACUUAUGAACAUUUUUGAACAUCUUGGCAUGGUUCUGUUAUAAUCUCCACCCGGCACAGCCAGAAGAGGACUGGCCACCCCUCAUAGCCUGGUUCCUCUCUAGGUUUCUUCCUAGGUUUUCGCCUUUCUAGGGAGUUUUUCCUAGCCACCGUGCUUCUACACCUGCAUUACUAGCUGUUUGGGGUUUUAGGCUGGGUUUCUGUACAGCACUUCGAGAUAUUAGCUGAUGUAAGAAGGGCUAUAUAAAAUAAAAUUGAUUGAUUGAUUGAUAGUGCCAGAUUCUAGAGAACAGGGACGUCCGCUGCAGGCACCAUCUUUCCCCAGAAAGGGACAGGGUCACCAUCACCAACCUGCUCCUUCAAAGCCACAUUUUCUUCACUGACCUCAUCUUUUUGUUUACCUUCAAGCAAGGUGUCAGCAACUUCACACAUGCAUUAUUUUACCAUCUCAGAGUCUGAAAAUGUUUUUUUUGUGUUUUCCCAAAACCCAAGCUAUCCUCAGUGAACACGCCGUUGCACGUUGUUGGGCUGUCAGGGAAUUGAAAAGGACUUUGGUGGACCUCUCAUAUUGGGAUUUGAGUUGUUUAAUCUUGUUUGUUCUCACCUCCGUGUUCAGAGGAUACGUCUGAUCUAAUUUACUAUGUCUGGUGUCAUAAUGGCGCUUAACACUGGCACUUUUCACGAGAGCUACGGACUCACUGCAUAUCAUCACAUUGGUUUUAUGCUAGUUGCGGGGAGAAUGAAUAAAUACUGUUCCGUCCAAACGUCUUUGAAUAUACGGUUUUCAGAGUGAAGUUUUAAAUUUUUUUGAACAAGCCAUAUUAACAAAGAUACUGGUAACUAAGCUCCUAUCUGUGAUAUUCACAGUUGAACCGCGUCAGAUAUUUCUGUUUCUUUCUGCCUGCUUGUCCCAAGGUUCCGCUGAGGAUAUUUUGAUUGUGAUUGGGUAAAACACUGCCUCUUGUAUUUGCAUAUAACCACGCGAUUGGAUUAGACAGGGAACUAGUAGAGGUGGGCGUUGCUUCGAGAGAGAGCGAGAGGUUGCUGAUUUUGAGGCCACUGCACCCGUUUUAUUUUUUAAAGCUGUCUAGAAAAUAAUGUAUUUACUUUUAUAUAACAAUGUGAUGUUGUCCCGUCCGGAUUGACCUUUCUCUGGGUCCGGACCCAGACCGCAGUCCGCCAAUUGAGUUUGGCUGGUCUAGAAUGUCAUUGUAUGCUGUAGGCGCCUAGCCCGAACCAUGAAUAACAUCCCCAGACCAUUAUUCCUCCUCCACCAAACUUUAAAGUUGGCACUAUGCAUUGGGGCAGGUAGUGUUCUCCUGACAUCCUCCAAACCCAGAUUUGUCUGUCGGACUGCCAGAUGGUGAAGCGUGAUUCAUCACUCCAGAGAACGCAUUUCCACUGCUCCAGAGUCCAAUGGCGGCGAGCUUUACACCAUUCCAGCCGAUGCUUGGCAUUGUGCAUGGUGAUCCUAAGAUUGUGUGCGGCUGCUCGGCCAUGGAAACCCAUUUCAUGAAGCUCCCGACGAACAGUUACUGUGCUGACGUUGCUUCCAGAGGCAGUUUGGAACUAGGUAGUGAGAGUUGCAACCGAGGACAGGCGAUUUUUACUCUCAGCACUCAGCGGUCCUGUUCUGUGAGCUUGUGUGGCCUACCACUUCGCAGCUGAGCCGUUGUUGCUCCUAGACGUUCCCCCUUCACAAUAACAGAACUUACAGUUGUCCGGGGCAGCUCUAGCAAGGCAGAAAUUUGACAAACUGACUUGUUGGAAAGGUGGCAUCCUAAGGCAUCCAAGUUGAAAGUCCAUUCUACUGCCUAUUUCCGUUGGUAAAGUCCAGUAAGGCCAUUCUACAGCCAAUGUUUGUCUAUGAAGAUUGUAUGGCUGUGUGCUCGAUUUUACACACCUGUCAGCAACGGAUGUGGCUGAAAAAGCCGAAUCCACUAAUUUGAAGGGAUGUCCACAUACUUUUGUCAUGUAGUGUGUAUAUUGGCCAUAUACCACAAACCCCUGAAGUGCCUUAUUGCUAUUAUAAACUGGUUACCAAUGGAAUGAAUACAGUAAAUUGCACUUUUUUGUCAUACCCAUGGUAUACGGCCUGAUAUACCACGGCUUUCAGCCAAUCAGCAUUCAGGGCUCCAACUACCGUUUUAUAAUCAACAAUGAACAUUACAUACCGCUAGAUAGCUGCAAAAGCUUUACUAGUUUGGUUUUAGCUAUACUUUUUGCUUUACUAACAGGUUUUACUAUAGCGUCGUCUUUUAGUCACUUCAGGGGAUUCAAGUGUGUGUGUGUGUGUGUGUACUCGCAGAUCUCUCAGGUUCUGAUCACAUGAUCCUGUCCGGCUGCCGCCCGGCCACGCCCUCCUCUGCCGAGUCUGGGUUCAUGCCCUGGUUAGGGUCAUCGGGGUCUCGGCAGGGCCACAGCAGGGUCAAAGUUCACACCCCCAGCACCCCAGAGCUCUACUCUGCCCUCCAACUGCCCUACAGCUGCAGGUCAGGCCCAGACAUGUCCUGACUCUGUUCCUAAUGUCACCCUGUUUCCCGAUUUGGUGCACCAGGGCUUGUAAAUUAGUGCACUAUAUAGGGAAUGGGGUGUCAUCUGAGACGUAGACCUAGUUACUGUUUAAAUCCAUCUUUCCUUCCUUCAUUCUUUGCCCUCUUUCUUCAAUUAAUCCCCAAAGGGAAAAUCAUUAUUAGUGAUUGAGGUAAUCACUGAUCUUAUAUGAUUACAGAUGGACUAUUGUUGUAGAAUGUUGUGUGUGUGUGUGUAUAUAUUUGACUGUAACUAAAUUCCUCCAUCUCACCAUUCCUCUAAUCCCGGAUUCCCCUCCACCCCCCAUCCCUCUCUCCAAACCCCAAUUUUUCCACCCUCAUCCCUCCAACUCCACAUCCCGCCAACCUCUCCUCCACCCACCUUUCCCUACCUCCAUCCACCCAUCCCUCCACCUCCCCAGGUCCAGUGAGAGUGAUGCCCAGUCAGAGUGCUUGGAUGUGGGGGCAGAGAGGCUCCAGUUUGCCCCCCCUGGUCCUCGCCUGGACUGGUCAUUUCAGUAG